This is a messenger RNA of Sesamum indicum (sesame), 2703 nucleotides long. RefSeq names its product E3 ubiquitin-protein ligase ORTHRUS 2. Gene Ontology annotation, molecular function: ubiquitin protein ligase activity; metal ion binding. The record is from RefSeq and is a predicted model, not a curated record. Gene Ontology annotation, biological process: protein ubiquitination; negative regulation of gene expression via chromosomal CpG island methylation. Lineage: Eukaryota; Viridiplantae; Streptophyta; Magnoliopsida; Lamiales; Pedaliaceae.
UACACACACAAUACAAUCUCUGUAUCUAUACGUCAAACUCUCCCGCAGACGACUGAACGUUUUCGUUGGAGAUGCUGCAAGUUAGCCGUCAGCUCCCCGUCGAUGCCGACGGCGUUUGCAUGCGCUGCAAAGUGAAGCCGCCGGAGGAGGCUACGCUCACCUGCGUCACGUGCGCCACGCCGUGGCACGUGCUUUGCCUCACUGUCGUCCCAGAGACCAUGGCUUCGGCAUUGAAGUUUGAGUGCCCUGACUGCUCGGGCGAUGGACUUGACGGAGCUCCAGCGCCGGUGGAUUCGGAGAAGAAAGAUCUGUUUGCGAGGAUUCGAGAGAUUGAGGGAGAUGAUUCGUUGUCGGAGAAGGAAAAGGCGAAGAGAAGGCAACAGCUUUUAAGUGGAAGGGUGGAAGGCGAUGAACGGAGCAAAGGAAAUGGAGACAUUAGUGAUGAAAAAGAGGAGAAAGUGAGUGAUAUUUUGGGAGUGCUUGGUGAGACCUUCAGAUGUGCCUACUGUAUGGAGCUUCCGGAAAGGCCUGUUACGACACCAUGUGGACACAAUUUUUGCUUAAAAUGCUUCGAAAGGUGGAUCAAGCAAGGCAAGCAUACUUGUGCUAAGUGCCGUACUAGCAUUCCCCGCAGAAUGGCAAUUCAGCCGCGCAUCAACUCCACCCUUGUGGCUGCCAUACGAAUGGCGAAAUUGUCAAGAUCAAUUAUUUCUGGAGGGCCUCAAAUUGUAUAUCGCUAUUUGCAUAACCAAGAUCGUCCUGAUAAGGCAUUUACUACAGAAAGGGCACAGAGACCUGGAAUGGCCAACGCUGCGAGUGGGAGAAUUUUUGUCACUGUCCCUAGAGAUCACUUUGGACCUAUCCCAGCAGAGAAUGAUCCAGAGAGAAAUCAAGGGGUUUUGGUUGGAGAGACUUGGGAUAUGCGUAUGGACUGCAGGCAGUGGGGUGUGCAUUACCCUCCUGUAGGUGGCAUUGGCGGAAAGGCCCAUUAUGGUUCCCAGUCAAUAGUAAUUUCUGGAGGUUAUGAGGAUGAUGAAGACCAUGGUGAAUGGUUUAUCUACACAGGAAGUGGUGGAAGGGAUUUAAGUGGAAACAAACGCACCAACAAGGAACAGUCAUUUGAUCAGGAGUUUAAGGAACAGAAUCAGGCUCUGCGAGUUAGCUGUGACAAAGGCUAUCCAGUUCGUGUUGUUAGAUCAGAGAAAGAUAAGCGUUCUCCAUAUGCCCCGGAGAAAGGUUACAGGUAUGAUGGGAUCUACAGGAUAGAAAAAUGUUGGAGAAAAGUCGGAAAGCAGGGGUUCAAGGUUUGCAGAUAUUUGUUUGUGAGAUGUGACAAUGAGCCUGCACCAUGGACGAGUGAUGAGCAUGGGGAUCGGCCAAGAGCCCUGCCAGUCAUUCCUGAGCUUAAACGUGGAAUUGAUGUUUCUGAAAGGAAGGACAGUCCCUCAUGGGAUUAUGAUGAGAAGGAAUGUUGCUGGAAAUGGAAAAAGCCACCACCUCCUAGUGAAGAAAAAGUAGUCAAUAUUAAUCCCGAGGACAGGGAGAAUGCAAGAAAGGUGAUACGGAAAGCACAAACUAUUUCAAUGAAAGAGAAACUGCUAAAAGGUUUCAGCUGCCUUAUUUGUGAAAAAGUAAUGAAUCUUCCCCUCACAACUCCGUGUGCUCACAACUUUUGUAAGCCUUGUCUCGAAAAUGCAUUUGCUGGCCAAACAUUUUCAAAAGAGAGGGUCUGCCAGAAUGGACGAAAACUUCGUUCACAGAAGAACGUCCUGAAAUGCCCUGCAUGCCCAACUGACAUAUCUGAAUUCCUCCAAAAUCCUCAGGUUAACAGGGAACUCAUGGAGGUGAUAGAGAAACUGCAGUCGGAGCUUGACAAGGAUGAGGAUAACGGUAGGAGCUCUGACACGCAGAAAAACAACUCUGGUAAGGAGACUAUUGAUGCUUUGCCAGGCGGAGAUGCAGCCAACUUAUCGAACAAAGAAAUGGAACUCCAGCAUGAGAGUUCUUUGAAGAGAAAAACUAGUUCACCUAGCCUCUCAGCUGAGCAUGAGAACACAGAGAUUUCCAAGAAAAGUAAAGUUGACACUGAGAUUGGCCCUGAAACCAAAGUCGCAAUGGAGAAUCCUAGUGAUAGCAACAUCUCACAACCCCCGGCAGCAAAAGGCCGGGGCAGACCAAAAGGUAGAAUACAGAAGGGAGUAGCAAAACACAAAGCAAACAACAAAAGCAAGCAGGGUCAAGAAGCAGGCGAGGAUGGAAAUACUUCACCUUCAAGCCCUUUGCAUCUGCAACAUAACAUCUGAUAAAUGCUUGCAACUUGUGUGGCCUGCGAAGAACAGCAAUCAUCCGAUGCUCGACUUAUUUUUGGCAAAAGGUAUGCCUAUAGCUGCAACCAGUAUUCAAAUUUUUGCUCUACUAGCUGCAAAAAUGACGUGUUCAUGUAAAGUGGCAGCACAUUGUGGAGUCAUGUACAAUCAGCAACUUCAGAAAACAGCCUUCUGAUGUGCCAUAUUUUGACAGAAGCAUUGGCUAUGUUUGCAUCCUGAUUGAUGCCUCUUUUUAUUGGGUCAUUCCCAUCUAAGUUGAAACAAAUUAUUUACCUGUUACAUUCACUUUUGUCAGCAAUUACAGGUUCCUAGUGUAUUUUGGCAUCAUUUCAUAGCACAUGCAGGCUCUACAUUUUUACAUACGUCCCAAUUAAAU